Molecule: messenger RNA, 2309 nt
Organism: Nematolebias whitei (Rio pearlfish)
Lineage: Eukaryota; Metazoa; Chordata; Actinopteri; Cyprinodontiformes; Rivulidae
Product: eukaryotic initiation factor 4A-I
Exons: 11
Coding region: 58-1275 (405 amino acids)
Biological process (GO): cytoplasmic translational initiation
Cellular component (GO): cytoplasmic stress granule
Molecular function (GO): translation initiation factor activity; ATP binding; RNA helicase activity
Source: RefSeq, a predicted model, not a curated record
UUCUUUUUUCAAUCAUAUAUAUAAGGGCUUUCUGCCCCACUUUCUUUCUUUGAAAUAAUGUCGGCUGAAUAUGAUAACAGAGACAAUGGCGGCCCAGAGGGCAUGGAGCCAGACGGUAUCAUCGAGAGCAACUGGAACCAGAUUGUGGACAGCUUUGAUGAGAUGAACCUGCGUGAACAUCUCCUCAGGGGAAUCUAUGCCUAUGGUUUUGAGAAGCCAUCUGCUAUCCAGCAAAGGGCUAUUAUCCCUUGUAUCAAGGGUUAUGAUGUAAUAGCUCAGGCCCAGUCUGGCACUGGGAAAACGGCCACUUUUGCCAUUUCCAUUCUCCAGCAGAUUGAUAUUGAGCUGAAAGCCACUCAGGCUCUGGUUCUGGCUCCCACCAGGGAGCUGGCUCAGCAGAUCCAGAAGGUGGUGCUGGCUCUGGGUGAUUACAUGGGGGCCAGUUGUUAUGCUUGUAUUGGGGGAACCAGCAUCCGCAGCGAGGUCCAGAAGCUUCAGGCAGAAGCCCCUCACAUUGUGGUUGGAACCCCCGGUCGGGUCUUUGACAUGUUGACCCGCAAAAACAUCUCUCCCAAGUACAUCAAAAUGUUUGUGUUGGAUGAGGCUGAUGAAAUGUUGAGUCGAGGAUUCAAGGACCAGAUCUAUGAGAUCUUCCAGAAACUAUCGACCAGCAUACAGGUUGUCCUGCUGUCGGCCACGAUGCCAGCUGACGUGUUGGAGGUCACCAAGAAAUUCAUGCGAGACCCGAUUCGCAUCCUCGUCAAGAAGGAGGAGCUGACGCUUGAGGGCAUCCGUCAGUUUUACAUUAAUGUGGAGAAAGAGGAGUGGAAACUGGACACGUUAUGUGAUCUGUACGAAACCCUGACGAUCACACAAGCCGUCAUCUUCAUCAACACGAGAAGGAAAGUGGACUGGCUCACUGAGAAGAUGCACGCUAGAGACUUCACCGUUUCUGCUCUGCACGGUGACAUGGACCAGAAAGAGCGGGAUUUGAUCAUGAGGGAGUUCCGUUCCGGCUCCAGUCGAGUCCUGAUCACCACUGAUCUGCUGGCCAGAGGUAUUGAUGUUCAGCAGGUCUCCCUUGUCAUCAACUACGACCUGCCGACUAACAGAGAAAACUACAUCCACAGAAUUGGACGAGGUGGUCGUUUCGGCAGGAAGGGGGUGGCCAUCAACAUGGUGACUGAAGACGACAAACGGACCCUCAGAGACAUUGAGACUUUCUACAACACCACCGUGGAAGAGAUGCCCAUGAACGUGGCAGACCUCAUAUAGAUCCUACAUGCUCUGUCCUCAUUUUGCUUAUUUUAGAAGUAAAAUCUUUUUAACUUCAUGUUCUGAUCUUAUGUUUAAUCUCUAUCUUACGCACACACAAAUACACACAUGAAAUUGUUGCUUCUCUUGGAAGGAGGGCUUACUGAGCUGCUUCCUGUCAACCAGAACGGCCUUUGACCCCCUCUAUGAAAGGCUCUUCUCUGAUUGAUGGAAUCAGUAUCUUACUGGGCUGUGGAUAUCGGCGAGCGUUCCCAAGGGUGCUUCCAAAAUGUCUGGACGUUCAGAGGUUCUCGUGUUCCCAGUGCGAGUCACAAAGACUUGCAGUCUUUAUAUUUUGAGCAUUUAGUUGCUGCCGUCUCUAAUCUGACUCUUCUCAGCUCGACUGUCCAGGUCUUUAAAAAAAAAAAAAAAGUGAUUACUAAACUUGUUCAGAAGUAAUCCAGUAGAUUCACUUGUAAAAGUCCAUGUAGGCACUGGAGUGUCUGUUGAGCUGUGCACCUGCCGUGGUCCUUGGCUCCGCGUGGCGCUCUGAUCCAGGUGUAGCUGCAGCCCGGUGAGAUACUGGCAGCAGCACACGGUGAUGGACGGACUGGUUAGUUGUAGUGGAACUGUUCUGCAGGUGGGAAGUGUUGGCCUGACGAGUAUUCACACACUUCAGUAAAGUUUUCCCACUCAUGAUCAUGGAACAAAGUUCUGAGCGCAUGAUUGACCCAGGAGCUGAGGUUUCCCGUCGUAAGGCCUAAAACGCUUCAGCUCCACUCUGAAGGGAUUUUCAGCCUCAUGCCUUUUUGUUUUUCCUUUUAUUUUAUAAAGGUGGUGGCAAGUGACUAAAAAAGACCAAACAAAAUGAAAAUGUCAUUAUUAGCGUAUCGAUGUGAAAAAGCCUGAACUGAAGGCUGUGAACCCUUCUGCGCUCUCGAAGCCUCUAACCAGAUGUUGACCUCUGAGACAGUUCAUCAAGUUUUCUACAUUGGUUUCUGUAAAGUAUUUAUUUCAAUGCUCUUUAAAAACAAAUAAAGGUUUUUCAUUUUUAA